GAGCAAUUCGAGCGCCCCAAACCUCCAACACUCAAAUCCUCCGACCCGACCGACCCGAUCGCCGUCUUCCGACAACCCCCCCGCGCAGUUUGUCAAUUCCUUCCGAUUGACCAGAGCGCACCCGCUGCAGCAGCAGAGAUGGAUCCAGGCCGGUCGAGCGACGUGUCGCCAGAGGCGAUGCAGGCACGCAUCCAACAGGCACGUCGCGAGGCUGAGACGCUCAAGGACAGGAUCAAGAGGAAGAAGGAGGAGCUUGCGGACACGACGCUCCGCGCGGUCGCCGCCCAGGCCCACGAACCGAUCCCCAAGAGCCAACUGAUGAGGACGAAGAGGACAUUGAAAGGGCAUCUCGCCAAGAUCUACGCUAUGCACUGGUCGACCGACCGGAGGCACCUCGUUUCGGCAUCACAAGACGGAAAGCUGAUCAUCUGGGACGCGUACACGACAAACAAGGUCCACGCCAUCCCGCUGCGGUCGUCGUGGGUAAUGACAUGCGCCUACGCACCGAGCGGGAACUUUGUCGCCUGCGGCGGUCUCGACAACAUCUGCUCCAUCUACAACCUCAACCAGAACCGCGACGGGCCCACGAGGGUAGCGCGUGAGCUGUCCGGCCAUGCCGGCUACCUGUCGUGCUGCCGCUUCAUUAACGACCGCAGCAUCAUCACCUCGUCGGGCGACAUGACGUGCAUGAAGUGGGAUAUCGAGACCGGCACCAAGGUUGUCGAGUUCGCCGACCACCUGGGAGACGUCAUGAGCAUCAGCCUCAAUCCGACCAACCAGAACACGUUCAUCUCGGGCGCCUGCGAUGCCUUCGCCAAGCUCUGGGAUAUCCGCGCCGGCAAGGCGGUGCAGACUUUUGCCGGCCACGAGUCCGACAUUAACGCCAUCCAGUUUUUCCCGGACGGCCACUCCUUCGUAACAGGGUCCGAUGAUGCUACCUGCCGCCUGUUCGACAUCCGCGCAGACAGGGAACUCAACUUCUAUGGGUCCGAAUCGAUCCUGUGCGGCAUUACCUCGGUUGCCACCUCCGUGUCUGGGCGGUUGCUUUUUGCUGGUUAUGACGAUUUCGAGUGCAAGGUUUGGGAUGUUACUCGGGGCGAGAAGGUCGGCUCGCUCGUGGGCCACGAGAACCGUGUCAGCUGCCUGGGCGUGUCCAACGACGGCAUAAGUUUGUGCACGGGUUCCUGGGAUGCUUUCCUCAAGGUGUGGGCCUAUUGAUUGCCCUCUUCAUGUCACGAUCUGCACUACUGGAUACCCGACCCCCCAUUGCGCCGCCUGAGAAAGACUAUCGAGUGCCCCCUUCCCUUUUCCCCCUCUUACCUUCCUGUGUCUAAUCCAACUUUGUUCGCACGCCUGCAUAAUCGAGGGCCCGGUGAGCCUAGGGCGAACUUGUCACGACAGCCCCUCCUUGCGCCGUCACUGCGCACCUUUGCCCUUGUGCCAGUCUAAUCCGGGUCGAAUCGGCCG
Thermothelomyces thermophilus ATCC 42464 is the source of this 1467-nucleotide messenger RNA. RefSeq lists its product as uncharacterized. Gene Ontology annotation, biological process: G protein-coupled receptor signaling pathway. The transcript is spliced from 5 exons. The coding region runs from base 139 to 1218 and encodes 359 amino acids. Gene Ontology annotation, cellular component: cytoplasm; heterotrimeric G-protein complex. The record is from RefSeq and is a predicted model, not a curated record. Gene Ontology annotation, molecular function: protein binding; signaling receptor complex adaptor activity. NCBI's taxonomy places the organism in Eukaryota, Fungi, Ascomycota, Sordariomycetes, Sordariales, Chaetomiaceae.